CGGUGCACUCGCCCUAGAUGCGCGCCAGUAUAUUAUCGUUUGGAUCAGUUAUUCUUCACUCACCUCGUCUCGUCUCGUCUCGUCUCGUCUCGCCUCGGCCGGAACUCCCCUACCCUACUAAACCGAUAGUGUUCCCUCUCCAUCAUCUCUCCUCGCCUCGCCUCUCGCGCUCUCGACCGUCCUCUCUCGUCUCGCCUCGUCUCCCACCGCAUUCGGAUUGAUUUCGAAGCGCGCGGAUGGGGGGCUCCACGUCUCUACUCGCUUGGCCGAAGGUACAUACUUACGCGCGUUGUAUUCGGUGUCCAUGUUGGAUUCGGUUGCUUAUUCCCUUCAGCUUCUCCACCCUGCAGCUCGCUCGCGUGCGCGCGGCCGCGUAUAUCCCCUUCGUUUUUUUCGUCUCUCAUCCUAUCUAUGUGGAGCUCCCCGUCGUCUCACCUCUACCCUCUCCUAUCUCCUCUAAUCUCUCCGUCUCUCAUCUGUCGUACUCGAUAGUUCCCCUCGUCUCUUCUUUGUCCUCAGGAACCGUUCCUCGCUGAACUCCUACCCUGUAGCAAAUUGCUCUCUCCUCUCCUCUUUUCCUCUAUCCUGUCGCGCUUGCGCGCGUGCUCUCAGUUAUGACUCUCACGGAUUUAUAGAACGUUACGAUUACCGUACGAUACCUCACGAACUCUUAGGACUUUGUUACGACUUAUACAGGUGUUUAGGCACACA
Messenger RNA from Rhodofomes roseus, 711 nucleotides. RefSeq lists its product as uncharacterized. The record is from RefSeq and is a predicted model, not a curated record. The transcript has a single exon. NCBI's taxonomy places the organism in Eukaryota, Fungi, Basidiomycota, Agaricomycetes, Polyporales, Fomitopsidaceae. The coding region runs from base 237 to 536 and encodes 99 amino acids.